Molecule: messenger RNA, 409 nt
Organism: Wasmannia auropunctata (little fire ant)
Lineage: Eukaryota; Metazoa; Arthropoda; Insecta; Hymenoptera; Formicidae
Product: FAS-associated factor 2-like
Exons: 2
Cellular component (GO): endoplasmic reticulum
Molecular function (GO): ubiquitin binding
Source: RefSeq, a predicted model, not a curated record
AUUGGAAGGCGCACCAUCUUCCGCUGACUUAAUGUCGCGAUUGCAAACGAUCAUAGAGCGUAAUGAAAUUAAUCUGAUUCAAACACGUCGAGAGAGGGCAGAACGCAGCGCGGCGCAGUCACUUCGGCAGCAGCAAGAUCGCGCCUACGAGGAGUCGUUACGCGCGGAUCAGGAGAAGGAUCGCAGGAGAGAGGAGGAGCGAAGGGCGCGUGAGGAGCAAGAGGCGCGGGAGAAGGAAGAGUUGGACGCUCAAGAGCUGGAGAUUCAACGUAUACGUCUCGAGAAGGAACUGACCAUUGAAAAAGUGCCCCUCGAGCCGCAGCCGUCUAAUCCCAGUGCGUGUCAUCUUCAAAUUAAGCUUGGAGAGAGAACGAUGAAAAGACGAUUUCUUAUGACUGAUACAGUCAAA